Molecule: messenger RNA, 2023 nt
Organism: Nelumbo nucifera (sacred lotus)
Lineage: Eukaryota; Viridiplantae; Streptophyta; Magnoliopsida; Proteales; Nelumbonaceae
Product: Pseudouridine synthase family protein
Biological process (GO): tRNA pseudouridine synthesis
Molecular function (GO): pseudouridine synthase activity; RNA binding
Source: RefSeq, a predicted model, not a curated record
UGCACCUACCCCGACCGUACAUUGAACCUCGAAAUUCUGAGACGGGGGUAUCGGUCAUUCUCCCUUUUUUUUAAGCUCCUCCCAAUAAUACCCGCCUUUGUUCCCCAAAUAUAUUCGACCGCCGUCCACUGGCGGCGUAUUCCGGCGAGGUAGUUAACAUUUCAGAAGUUCUAAACAGGGUUAAUGCAAACGUACACAAAGCGAAGAUUGUGCAUAGCUGUAGAACGGAUUCGGAACUCUACGAUGGAAAACCAAUCAGAAAGCAAGGUUUAUGUACAUUACAACCACACUGAUCCCUGCAAGCAAGCGAGGUGGACUGCGAGGGAGAGUUAUCAAUUCAUGUACCAAAGGCCAUGGCAAUACGUUAACGAUUUCUAUUUGAAUUUGGUGAAGGGGCACUCAUCAUUGCGUGGUUUGUUUGGAACUGAGACAAACCCAUGUGAGGAUCUUGUUCAAAAAUCAAAGUCCCUUGAGGAAGGUAAGUUGGAAAAUGUUUCCACUGAAGAUGGGGCAGGGAGGUGGGCAAGAGUAACUCUUAAAAUAGUUCUGUCAUAUCAUGGGGGCUCCUUUGAUGGGUGGCAGAAGCAGCCAGACCUGAAAACUGUGCAAGGAUUAGUUGAAAGAUGUCUUGGGAGAUUUGUUGAUGAGAAAAAAGCUAAACAGCUUACAGAUAAGUCUUUACCGGUUGAAGGAUGUGCUGCUGUGGCUGGGCGUACUGACAAAGGGGUGACAGCUCUUCAGCAAGUUUGUUCAUUCUAUACAUGGAGAAGAGAUGUUAAAGCUGAAGAGGUUGAGGAUGACAUCAAUAAUGCAGAACCAGGAAAAUUGAGAGUCAUUUCCAUUUCCAAGGUCUCACGUGUAUUUCAUCCUAACUUCUCGGCUAAAUGGAGGCGCUACUUUUAUAUUUUCCCCUUCCUAGAUGAAGAGGAGCAUAACAAUGAGAUGGAGAAGGAUACUGAGAAUUGUAUCUCUGAUAAACAAUAUGGAGAACAUAGGAGUAAUGGGUGUCUUGAGGAUACUGGAGAGGAAAAUGGUGGAUGCUCAACCUUUGAUUACGAGGGUGAACUUGAAAUUGGAGAGAAACCAAGAAAGUUCAGCAUUAGCAGGGUUAACCAGCUUCUACUUCAACUAGAAGGAAAACUAUUAUCCUACAAGGUGUUCGCACGGGACACAAAAGCCUCAAGAAGCACGUACUCUUACUCUUUGCAUUUUUGGCAUGAAAUUUGGCUGACCCUAAAAUUUGGCUUAAGGCCCGAGCCCGAGGUCAAGCCAGACCUUCCCAACCCGAGCCCAGUCUGCACUGUAAACCAACCUGAGGGCUUAGGUUGGGCUUAGGGGAGAAGAGGCUGGUUGGGUUUGGGCUACCUAAGGGCCAGGCACAAGCCUAGCCCAAAAAGUAAAAAAUCCUGACUUCUUGGGCCCGAGCCUAGCCUGAGGACCAAAAAUCCAAGCCCAACUCGUGUAAAAUUUCGGGCAUGGUCGGUUUGGGCUUGAGCUAGGCCCACCCAAGUUGUACCCCUAUCUUGCACAAAAGAAAGGAAAAGGAGAGAGAAAAGGAGUUGAGGAAGAAGAUUCGAACCAAUCUCUUCUCCCCCAUAAAAAAUGCCCAUGUUAAGUGAUUCUUAACAAGGGAAAUACAAGGCUAUACCAAAAGACAAAAAUGUCCCUCAUGGGCAUACAUUUCAACGUUCUCCCUCAAGCUGGUGCAUAUAUAUUAUAAAGCUCCAACUUGUUACAAAUAUAAUCUAUUCUAGUACAACACAAGCUCUUGGUAAACAAUCUCACCAUUUGUCACCUUUUCUCUUACAAAGUGACAAUCAACUUCUAUAUGCUUGGUCCUCUCAUGAAAGAUUGGAUUGGAAGCAAUGAGUAGCAACCUGAUUAUCACAAAACAACUUGACAAGUUCCCCUAUAGGAAUGCCUAUCUCUUGGAGUAGAUGUUUCAACUACAUUAACUCGAGUGGUAUGAACAGUGAUUUAAAAGGCACGCCUCAGGCGUGACUAGGCACACAGGCGAGGCGCA